AAUACAUGUGUUGACUAUUGAAAGCCAAACAUUAAAAUCAUUUGAAAGAGUUUUUACAAUAAUUUAUAUUAUUUAUGAAGACAUUAAUUGUUAGUUAAUUUAAUUUUCAAUUUGUUUCAAAUCAUCGGUAAAGAAAUGAGCGAAGAAUUGGAUGAAAAUAAAGUUCAUUUGGACGCCAAAGAAGCACUUCUUGAGAGACAUCGGUUGGAAAAGAAAGAGUUGAAUGCAAAGAUAACAGAUAUGAAACAUAAGACACCAAAAGGAGAUAAGAAGAAACAAAAGGAACUGAAGAAUGAAAUCACUUUAAUGACAGAAGAGUUGACCAAAAGACAUGAAAAUGAAUUGAAAAGUUUGUCGACGACUUCAAGUGAUUUGAAUACAAAUGAUGAGACAAUCAAUGGAUUAACGAAUCAAUUGACAGAAAUAAAAGUUAACACAAAGAUUAUUGAUAACAACGUUGACUCAGAUUUAAUUGAUAACGGAAUCAAAUACAGUGAGACAAAGGUAUCGAAAGCUCAACGAAGAAGAGAUGCAAAAGCUUUGAAAGAAAAGCAAAAACAGCAGAGGAUUGCAGAGGAUAUGGUCGACGACUCCGAGAAUCAACGACUUAUUGAAUUAGAUAAGUUGAAGAAUAUUCUUAGCUCAAGAGGUUUAGUGAUGUAUGACAUACCAUCUGAUGGCGAUUGUAUGUACAGAGCUAUUGAACAUCAGUUGUCGCUCAACAAUAUUAAAACAAAUGUUUCGGAGUUAAGGCAAAAAACCUGUGAUUAUAUGAAAACCAAUAAAUUAGAUUAUAUACCAUUCCUCACGAGUAAUACGGGGGACCUAAUGAAUGACGAAGAAUAUGACGGUUAUUGCAAUGAUAUCGCAACCACUAAGUCAUGGGGCGGACAGUUAGAGCUGAGGGCUAUUUCACAUAUCUUUCGCAUUGCAAUUGAAGUGAUACAAACUGAAGGAAGUCCUGUACUAAUUGGUGACACAGAUUAUAGAGGAUGUAAAUCGUUGAUUGUAUGUUAUCUUCGGUAUGCCUAUAGUUUAGGCGAACAUUACAAUAGUGUUCAACAAAAAUGA
Molecule: messenger RNA, 1071 nt
Organism: Oppia nitens
Lineage: Eukaryota; Metazoa; Arthropoda; Arachnida; Sarcoptiformes; Oppiidae
Product: deubiquitinase OTUD6B-like
Exons: 3
Coding region: 136-1071 (311 amino acids)
Biological process (GO): protein deubiquitination
Molecular function (GO): cysteine-type deubiquitinase activity
Source: RefSeq, a predicted model, not a curated record